AUGAUCCUUGCAUUUUUUGGUUUCUGCAUUCUUACAGUUUUAUUACUGCUUUCGCUCUUAUUUGAUCGCGCAAAACGACGGAGUUUACCAAGAUGUCAGCGGGCGUUGCUAGUUAUUGCUCAUCCUGACGAUGAAACGAUGUUUUUUACUCCGACUCUUCAUGGCUUGCGACUUUCUGGAUCAAAUAUUUAUAUGCUUUGCAUUUCUACGGGUAAUUCCAAUGGUCUGGGUGUAAAACGUAAAUACGAGUUGGCUAGCGCUUUCAUUGUUCAUGGAUUAUCACUUGAUAAUCUGACUAUUCUAAACUAUGAUAAUUUCCAAGAUGGAUUCAUCCAGUGGUCUAAAGAAGAGUUGGCCAAGGUCAUCUUGAGACAUAUGCAAAUGCUGGAUGUGGACUUAGUAAUUACCUUUGAUGAAGGUGGUGUUAGUGCUCAUCCUAAUCAUAUUGGAUGCUUUCGAGCGCUGCAGUAUCUUUACACAAAUGGUUUGAUUCCAGCUGGAGUACAGAUUUUUGUAUUGGAAAGUGUAUCGUUCUGGAGGAAGUAUGUGAUACUUUUGGAUGCUCUGAUCAGUUCAUUCCACUCUACAUUUCUGUAUAUCUCUUCACCGCUAUUGUACAUCACUGCCUGGCGAGCUAUGUGGGCACAUCGUUCUCAGUUGGUGUGGUUUCGCUGUCUAUAUAUGCUGUUCAGCCGUUAUAUUCUUAUUAAUACACUGAAGAGGAUACAUGCACAACCAAGAUAUCCUGUACUUAAGAAGAAAUCGCAUUUUCACUGA
Messenger RNA from Brugia pahangi, 777 nucleotides. NCBI's taxonomy places the organism in Eukaryota, Metazoa, Nematoda, Chromadorea, Rhabditida, Onchocercidae. The record is from the annotation of a GenBank genome assembly.